AUGACAGUCAUUUCGCGGAUCUUCUCCCGCGCGGUAAACAAACCAUACCGAACGAGUGACCUCAAAGACGAGACCCCGCCCUUUCUCAAUGAAGAUGGAUACGUUGACUUCGGCCCAGGUGACAUUGAAAACCCUCGGAAUUGGUCGAUGCGCCGCCGAACCGGUGUGACCAUGGCGGCAGUGCUUUUGGUCGUGAAUGCCACCUUUGCUUCGAGCUCGCCAAGCGGAUGCUUCCCGUCGAUUUCAAAGCACUUCGGUGUAUCCAACCUGGUCGCGGGGUUGACCAUAACCCUGUUUCUGCUGGGGUAUUGUGCUGGGCCCUUGAUAUUUGCCCCGCUAAGUGAGUUUUAUGGCCGUCGAGUGAUAUUUUAUAUCACAUUCUCGCUUUACUUUGCCUUCAACUUUCUUUGUGCCUUUGCGCCGAACUUUGGAAGCUUAUUAGUGGGGAGAUUUUUGACGGGAACUUUUGUGUCCGCCCCAUUGAGCAACUGUCCUGGCGUCCUGGCUGAUGUAUGGAAUCCUCUUGAACGCGCAAACGCCAUGGCCGGCUUCUCAGCAAUGGUCUGGAUUGGGCCAGCACUCGGACCUGUCGUUGCGGGCUUCCUCGAGCUGAAAAAAGAUUGGCAAUGGAGCUUUUACGUGCUUCUUUGGCUCGCGGGAGCGUCAGCUUUUAUAAUGUUGACAAUACCCGAGACAUACGCCCCGAUAAUCCUGUACAACAAGGCACAACGGAUACGCAAAGCAAAGAUACCUGGUUAUGAAAACGUGAAGGCAGCGAUUGAGGAAAGCGAUCGAACGCUUGCGGGGGUUUACAAGGUUGCGCUUACUCGGCCGUGGAACAUUCUGUUUGAUCCUAUCUCCUUACUCUGCGCAAUCUAUUUGGCCUUUGUUUAUACUCUGCUCUAUAUGCUCUUCACCCUAUACCCCAUCGUUUUUCAAGAAAAACGGGGUUGGAAUUCUGGGGUUGGCGAGUUGCCGUUGCUUGGCACUGUGGUGGGCGCUCUACUUGGUGGUGUUAUCGUUGCGGUCGACACCCGAAUCCGCCAGAGAAAGAUCGACAGGGGCGAAAUAAGGAUGGAGGAUGCUACACCAGAGGACCGCUUGCCGCUAGCGAUGGGUGGAGGUAUCGUCUUUGCUGUAGCCAUGUUUUGGUUUGCAUGGUCGGCUGAGUUUAACACCGUCCAUUGGAUUGUUCCAACCCUAGCUGGUGCUUUUCUUUCGAGUGCCAUGUUGCUCAUCUUUGUCGGGUAUCUGAACUAUCUGGUGGAUGUUUACCUGAUGUAUGCCGCGUCUGCUAUUGCUGCAAAUACUAUCGCUCGUUCUGCCUGUGGAGCUGCAGCGCCGCUUUUCACCUCCCAAAUGUUCGCGGCUAUGGGCGUGGGAGGAGGGGGUAGUUUGAUCGCCGGCCUCGCUACCCUGCUUGCCAUCAUUCCGUUUCUUUUUUAUAAGUAUGGGAAGCAAAUCAGGAUGCGAAGCAAAUUUGCCCCGACUAAGAAGGAGGAACAACCUGCACAAGAGAACAAGGAUGAAGAGCGAUGUAUAGGGGAUGAGCCUGUCAGCAGUGUCUCGGACACACAAUAA
Penicillium canariense is the source of this 1581-nucleotide messenger RNA. RefSeq names its product MFS transporter. Gene Ontology annotation, biological process: transmembrane transport. The coding region runs from base 1 to 1581 and encodes 526 amino acids. The record is from RefSeq and is a predicted model, not a curated record. Lineage: Eukaryota; Fungi; Ascomycota; Eurotiomycetes; Eurotiales; Aspergillaceae. The transcript is spliced from 2 exons. Gene Ontology annotation, molecular function: transmembrane transporter activity.